Molecule: messenger RNA, 4723 nt
Organism: Symsagittifera roscoffensis
Lineage: Eukaryota; Metazoa; Xenacoelomorpha; Acoela; Convolutidae
Product: golgin subfamily A member 4-like
Exons: 24
Coding region: 4-4395 (1463 amino acids)
Source: RefSeq, a predicted model, not a curated record
GUAAUGGUAGCCACGGCAGUGCAAGAACAUUCCAGUGGCAUCAGUUCAGCCGACAACAACAAUACUCCAAGAGCAUUGGGCGAAGAUGAUGACGAUAUCUCGACUACCUGCUCGGUGUCCAGUUUCACAAUGGGGGCAGAAAUGGACUUCGACUCCAUGCCUGAAGAGCAAGUUAGAAUUCAGGCGCAUAAGUUGAGUGAGAGGUACAAGUUGCUGCUGAAGGAGUGUGACUCGGAAACAGCUCACGCGAAGGAACUUCGGAAACGUGUGAAGAAUCUGGAGAGCGAGAAGGUAUCAUUCUCGUCAAAAUAUACAGAUGAAAUAUGUCAACUACUGUCUGAGAAUACCGUUCUCAAAUCAAAGCUAGAAAGAGUGGAAGCGGGUAAACAGAACCAGGAUUUCCAAUCAGUCUCCAAAAUUCAGAACCUUACGGCUGAUCUGAACUCAAGAGAAGAGCAACUCAAGGUUGUCAACAACGCCUUGAACAAGCUCAGAGGAGAAUUGAAUAACGAAGUUUCAUCUCGGAAAGAACUCGAGCACGAAAUGGAUAUGCGCAGACAAGAGUACUCAGACAAAAAAGAUGCUCUGGAGAAUAAAUUGGAGUGUAUAAUAGCAGAGAACAAAAGCCUGAAGACUGAGAAAAAUGCUCUGACUCAGAAGGUUGCUGACCAGAACAAUCUGAUCAAAUCACUGGAGGAAAAAGUAGCAGAAAUGGUUAAAGACAACCAGGCAGUUGAGUCAGACUGGAAACACACCAAGGACGAGUUCGAUACAUUCGUGGUCUGCGCAGACGACAAACAAGCAGAGCUGAUUAAAAGAGUUGAGGAGCUGGAGAAUCAGUUGAUGAAGGAAACGAGUGAGAAGAACCGGAUGGCAGACAAGACUGAGAAAAUAACAAACCAACUCACCGACCUUAUCAGGAGCUAUGAAAACAGCAAACACGAGAACGGCCAGUUGGCUCAGGAGCUAAUAAUGUUGAAAGAAGAAAAAAUGAGAGUUGAAUCUUCGUUCAAGUCUUCCAAGCACGAGAAUGAUCAACUGAAGAGGCAGCUGGCAGAUUACGAACAGAACUUUAACUCCAUCCGAGUCGAACUUGAGCAUGCGCUGAAGCGUCAGAGGAUGUUCGAAAACACGUACUCCGAUUCAUUCAAGAACUUGGAACUGGUUUUGUUCCAGCAUAGCUCGGGUGGUACCUCGAACAGGCAGAAACACACUGCUGGCUCGUCGGCCAAUCCGAUUGGAGGUAGAAGAACCCACGAAAGAGCAGAAGCACGCAACAAGAAAGGGCGUGGUGUGAAUGAGCUUCCCACCAAAGACAACGGCGGAGUUGAGUUGGGAACGAAUGGGUCUGAAGUUGAACCGAACCACCUAGUUGAGUCAGUUGCCUCCAUGUUGCAACACUAUAACGCCCAAGUUGAGACCAGCCGAUCGGAGAACACGGCGCUGGUUGAUCGACUGAAGGCAGUAACGACAGAGAUAGACUCGUACAAGGAGGCCGUGGACCACAGCAAGCGAGUGCUGGACGAACUCAAAGAACAGUUAGCCAAUAAGAGCCACGAAGCAGCCAAGUUGAAGCGGGAGAAUGCAGAGUUGGAGCAGAAGGUGUCAAGUGUGUCUCAGCAGGCGAGGGAGAGUGGGGAUGCAUAUGAGAAGCAGAAGUCAAGGGCUGACAAACUGAGUGACCAGAUGCUAGUGUUCAAGAAGAAGGCAAAACUGGAGGAGGAGACGAAGAAGAAGCAGCUUCUGUCAGUCGGUGUCAAAUUAGCAUCUAUGAGAUCCAUGGGAGUUGAAGAUAGUAACUCAAUUCGGACUUGUCUGGACUCGAAUGUGAGCGAGUACUCGGAGUGGGAACUGAUUCUGAACAACGUCAUGGAGCAACUGGACUCAUACACCUCUGCAUACAAAAGUCUGAUUGAUAAAUAUCGAAAACUGGAUUUUGCAUGUGUGCGUAAAGACGAAGCACUAGAUGAUUUGCAGUCCAAUCAUGAGUCAGAGAUGUCGUCUCUGAAGGGCCAGCUCGCACACCAGACUCAGACACACAACAACCACCAAUCACAGCUGGAAGAACACUAUCAAUUGAUGGUUGAAGACCUCAAGAAUAAACUUAAGGACAACCAGAAGUGGUCAAGUGAGAGUGCGGACAAGAUAGUGUUGCUGGAGAAUGUGCGCACCAGUCAGGAGAUAGAGAUAGGCGAGCUGAAGGAACUCCUCAUCAAGUCUCAGAACAACGCACAGAGUUUCCAGCUGGCUCUCUGUCUGUUGUCUAGUGUGCUAUGGCCUACAUUCGACAGACUGAAUGCCCUCAUAUCCCAACAGCACAUGUUGCUCCACUACUACACGGAGAGUGAACAAACUGCUCACCAGAUUGCGAAGCUAGUCACCGCGUUAAACAACGAAUUGCAAAGUGACGACGAAAGUGAUACUAUUCCACCACAGCGAGACCUCUCAAGUAAGCGUCGUUUGCCACCCGUGUUGAAGUUCAGAAGAUGCGUGAUAGCUGUUCUGGCUGCGAACCGGCUCAUACGAAUAGCAAACGAUUCUUCUCUCUGUUUCACAGUGGAUGAUCACCUAGUCGGAGGUCCCAAUUGUAGGCUCAGUGUUUAUAUUGGACAAGGGGCGUCCAGUCACUCGAAUGGAAACAAUAUAGAAUCGAGUGAGUUUUCGGGGAAUUUGAAGAAAAAUAAAAAAGGGAUGAAAUCGCGAAAAUCAAAUCAGCCAACUGUGGUUCUUCGUGAGCCCAAAGAGAAAAUCCAGUCUCACCAAGUCUCUAUGAUAAAUUGGCUCACGGACAAUGGAUUCCCCUACAAAGUGGUAACAUCACUCAAUGACCUUUUGACCUUCGUUCAGACAAAUUCAGUCGACUCAGAUGGGAGUCAGAAACAGUUGAAGGGAAUCCUGACCCAGACCAGAAACUGUUUUGUUCAGUUAGUUUCGAGAUUGUCCCAGCACUUCGAAACUUGCUCGCCGCUGGCGGAAAUUUCGGCUUCUCUAGUACGAGAGCGAUCGUCACUGGCGCAGAGACUGUUGAAAGGACUGCAUUCGACUAUGCUGAAAAUGACCCCAGCUCAGCGGGCAGUGUAUGUCCCUGUGCAGCACAACCUCUCUGCAGUACAGACUAAAAUGAUAGAAUUGUGUGAGCGCAUUUCAUGUCUGGAGGAAGACAGGGCAAGAGUGGAGAGGGAAAUGGCGAAUCUGAGGUCAGAGAAUGGACACCUUGCCUCAGUCAGAGACAGAGCGGAUAUACUGCAAAAGAAACUAGAUACGCUCAAGGCACAGAGCGAUUCAAUGGUGAACAGAGACAAGUACAACAAAGUUUGUGGAGAACUGGACAGUGCACUGCUUCGAGAGAAACAGGCAGAGGACCUUCUUAAAGAGCAAGGCGAACAUCUGCUGAACAUGGGCAGACAGUUGGAGUCAAAGCACAAGGACGAAAGCUCACGCGAGAUAUCACUGGCCGAGUCUGCACGUGAAUUGUGUGAGGUGAAAUUGGAGCUGAGCAAGAAGACUCACGAGAUCAGAGGGUUGAGUCGCAAAAUGGAGGAACUGCAACUGGAAAAAUCAAGGCUACAGCAGUCGAUGACUAGCGCGGACAUCAAUGCGCGGUGUGCAGUUAGAGAUGGAGACAUGGUGUCGUGUUAUGUGAAGGCUGUGAAUGAGUCAGUAGAGGGUUUCAAGAACCAACUCAUAUACUCCCCAUCCACCCUAAACACUCUCACGCUACCGCACUUGGACGAAGUACUCUCUGGAAACACCAAAUACAGUAACGAACUCAAAAUAUGUCAUGAGUUGGUAUUGAACUUUGGUGACACUCUGGGUCAUCUGACGACACACCUGCACAACCAGUCCAAUCAGAUUCGAACUCAGAAGGAGAAUAUCGCUGCUCUGAAGCAGGAGUUGUUAGUUUCCACAAAGCCACCCAUGCAUCCAAGCUACAGCAGUGGCUUUCACUCCAAUGGCAAACAACUACAAUCUUCCGCGACAUUUUCCAAUUCAAAACAGAACCGGCAGCGCACUCCCGACUCAGACUACGGAGGAAGCAGCUUCCACAGUCACAGCGCGUUUCUCAUGUCCUCCUCCUCAGUUGCAAACUCACCCUUGAUGUUCUCGUCUACAGCUAAUCAGAAUCAGGGCAAUAAUAACCAUAAUUACCUACAACAGGGUCUUACUCAGCCGGAGAAUUCAGCUGCCUCUUUAUACCAAGACUCAGCUGGCCACAAUUCGCAAGAAAAGCAGCCGACUCCAAGGAAAAAGGAAUCAUCCAAGAGAACAUCUUUGACUUCCGAACACAACACAAUUUCCAGAAAAAACUCUCAGAGAAAUAGUUCGUCGUCAUCACUGAACAAAGUCCCAGGAAAUCAGAGAUCACCUGUGAGGGUCAACAGCAGCCGGCGAUGAAUAAACAAACUCGCUUACUGAAAUCUGUUUGAAUUUUUUUCUUCUCUUGUUGUCUAUCUGUAUUUUUAUCUAUCCUUAGUUUGAAUUCGUUCGAUGUAAAUAUGUAACGUAAGAUUGUGUGUAAAUACAGUAUUACUUUGUAAAAGUGAGAGAUGGUGUUUCUUAUAAAAAUUAGAGUUGAUUUGUUGUGUGGUUUUUCUACAGUUAUUGUACAGAUGAUGUGCUUGUAAAAUAAAUUUGGCUACACGUGAUUAAGAAACAAGUUUGCUAAAUGUUUUCACUGCUCUCUGACAUGUCGAAUUGUUUUUAAGAGUAAUGAACGUAGUGG